CUGAGGAUUAUUGAUAUGAGUGAUUCCAAAUGUCUAAGGGAAACCCCAAAUUUCAGUAGAAUACCAUACCUUGAAGAGUUGUUGCUUAAUAGAUGCAGAAAGCUAGUCCAGGUUCAUGAAUCUGUUGGACAAUUGAAGAAUCUCGUUAAGUUGAGUUUGGAAGAGUGUAAAAGACUUAAAAGUCUUCCCACUAGAUUGGAAACGGAUAAUCUACAAGAGUUCAUUCUUAUGGGAUGUUUCAAACUAAAGAAGCUCCCUGAGUUUAGUGAAAAUAUGGGAAGUCUAUACUUUUUUGAUGUGAAGGGCACCGAUAUCACCGAAAUUCCUCAGUCCAUAGUUCAUUUGAAAAGUCUCAAAUACUUAGACUUGACAUAUUGCAGCAGACUGAAGUCAAUGCCGGAGCUUCCUCCAAAUGUAAUUAUAUCUGCAAGCAAUUGUCACUUGUUGGAACCCACAUCUGCUCUACGACAUCUCUAUCCAUCUUGUUCGCCGGAGGGUCCGAUUCACGUUUUCUAUGACUUCCCACUGUGGACAAGAAUCCCGACAUGGUUUGAACGGUGGGAAUAUUGUUGGGGUAAGGAUCCCUCGGGUGAAUUUGUGACCAUAACAGCAGACAUACCUUCCAACGUUGUUGCAGAUUCUAAUGAAGAUCGCUGGGGAAUUGCUGUAUGCAUUGUUUUCCAAUUCUUAUCUCAAGCAUGGCUAGGUUUCUCCGUAGAUUGGAAGUUCGAGGACUGCCAUCGCAAGAAAACCAAAAUACAUGGUACUCCGCCUUAUUAUGUGCAUGAUUGUCGAGUCUACGUAGGAUUUUAUCCUUUCGACGCAAAAGACUGUCGACAACAUCCAAGGGGAAGAGGCUGCCAACUUGAUUUGGCACUCGAGUUUCCAGCAACCAACAUCAUUAAUGGUCUCCAUGAUUUGAAAAUAAUGGGAUGUGGGUGGCGUCUGGCAUGUAAGAAGGAUUUUGAUGAAUGGAGUGAAAGCAGAGCGCCAUCACCUCCGAGACUUGGCUUCCUUAAUAGGGACAGGGGAGAAAGUAGCAAUAUAGCAUUACAGAAAGAAAUUAAAGGGAAAAGGAAAAUAUCAUGA
Neltuma alba is the source of this 1089-nucleotide messenger RNA. RefSeq lists its product as uncharacterized. The record is from RefSeq and is a predicted model, not a curated record. Bases 16 to 1089 code for a protein of 357 amino acids. Lineage: Eukaryota; Viridiplantae; Streptophyta; Magnoliopsida; Fabales; Fabaceae. The transcript has 3 exons.